UCCAAUCUGACGAUUCGAACGUACAGUUUGGCUGCUCCCAUCCUGAUAGGACGACGUUGGAGUUUGAUUGAGGAUCACAUAAACUUCAGUGUCGGUAAACAGGCCUACCUUAUCGGUGACUUGGCCAAUUCGGUAAUGUCGUUGCGUCGAAGUCUGACCAAAUACAGCCGUCAACCUGCCGAACGUCAGUCUCUGUUUGUUCGCGAAUACCUAGUUGUUUUGAAGCAAUAUCUUGCCAAAGCCACGGCCGAUAGGGAAGACUCUGCACUGUUGCGAAACUUUGCCCUGUUCCCACUCCCCGUGGUUCGAUUCAAUGAUCUUCAAGUGAUGUUGGGCAAACCAGUGAAACAUGGCGAAGGUCUGUCCCUUGAAGCUCGUGGUAUUCAGUUUACAGAUGCGGAUGAUCUCCUGGUGGAAAAGCGUGACGUGGAAUCGUAUCAGAGAUACAAAAUACUUCGCAACAAAUCAAAAAUUUGGGAGGACUGGAUGGAGGGCACAGAUGUGAGCGACUGUGAAGACGAUAUCAAGGAGGAUAAAUCCAUAGACUCCGAUAUAUUCGAUGCGAACAGUUAUCCGAAUCACGUAGAACCGUCCGCAUCUGCUGUUCCUGGCUUGCUAGAAGAGGUGCUGAUGCGCGCCGAAUUUCUGCACUCUGUUCCGCAUUCGGAUAAGAAAAAGAAAUCGCCCAGCGGUGUCUCUUGUCGGCCUCAAUUCAUUCUGUACACUAAUCACUCGAUAUCCAAAUCAACAACUCCGGUGGCUCCAGUUGGAGAAUAUGUGACUGUUCGAAUUCCUUUGGAAAAUCCUAUGCGAAUUCCUUUGGUGUUCAGCAAUCUACAUCUCCUGUGGUCAUUCGGCCCGCAGCUGUCGAACACACGCGAUCCCGCACCGAGUGAUCCGUGUAGUCCGAUCACGAACGAGACUCCAUUCGAUCUGACCCACCCGACACGCCACAUUGUUGCGAACGAGGUCAUACCUGAGCUCAUCAUGUUACCGAACGAGAGCAAAGCCACCAACUCUGUGAAUGAUCUGACCUUCCGGAAAGACCUGCCCGUUCACCCAUGGUUACCGGUGCCCAUAAGCCAUGGCACAUCAGCCCCUGAGGACGAUGCCUCUUCGCAUACACUCUCCCCAGGAGCCUCCGUCACUAUUCCCGUCUGGUUUCGCGCGCCACACCUAUCCAGUUCACUGCAUCGUUCUGGGCUCCUGCCUGUUCGUCACUGGCACUCACGUCACGCAACCCCAACAUCUGACGUGCCGGUUCUCAGCGAACAACGCACUGUGCAUUUGGUUUUUCAAUACACUUCCCUAACACCAAACCCCGUCUAUCCCGAACUGAAUACCCGUUUUGUGCGCCAUCGUUCCGAUCUGGAACUUCAACCCUCGUUACGUUUCAAAGCGCUUGCCACAAGGAAGUCGUUCUCUGGUCCACGGGACAUAUUCAUUCAUCUCAUUAUUCAGAAUUUGACGAGCAACACCUUCCGUAGCUCGUUCGAAAUACUACAGAUCUCUUGUGCCAGCCGAUUUUGGGUCUUGAAGCCCGUCACAGACACACCGAAGUUUGGGAAAGGGUACAUGGCUUCGCUUGCUCCCGGUGAAGUAGUGUCUCUGAGUCUACACGGAUCAUUCUACAGAACCCGAUCCCCGGAUACGUCGAGCGAACUGGUGUCUAGCGGCGACGAGGUCAUGUUCUCCACAGUUCCUCUAUCCACUGCUGGCAACUUCUCUUCACAAGGGACAAUUGUCCCUUCCAGCUCCCCAUACGUGGAAUUUUAUUCCCGCUCAGGAUGUGUGGUGAAGCGAAGCACAUCCGAGAACGAGAACCCCUGCAAAUCCCGUCGUGAUUCGCGUAAAGAGCCCACAGAUUUAUCUCCUGUCGGUCUAACCCAAAAUCCAACCCAACUAGUUCAGUUCCGACUGCAUCAUCCGUUCAAAAUACACAAUCGAUUUCCAUCGGAAUCUGUUCACUUACCACUUAGUGCCCGUUCUCCCCUGGCUACGAAUCUCAUGAAUGAUGAACGAGGACUGGACGAAUCAUUUCGGCUUGCCAGGUUGACACUGGUACCAUCUUCAUCCAAGCGAUCUAACAGCCUUCUGAAGAUACCUGUCCAUGCUGAACUUCUGAAUACAACUAUGGCUCCCGUCCUGGUCAGAUUGGAAGCUGUAUUGGAUGAAAAUCGGUAA
This is a messenger RNA of Echinostoma caproni, 2184 nucleotides long. NCBI's taxonomy places the organism in Eukaryota, Metazoa, Platyhelminthes, Trematoda, Plagiorchiida, Echinostomatidae. The record is from the annotation of a GenBank genome assembly.